GAAGGAAGGGGCGGGACAAGAAAAAAGGCGUUAAAAAUCACCACCUCCCAGCCUCCCAGCCUCCCAGCAGGAGUGAAGUGGUUCUUCAGCAUCAGGAUCCAGGUGUCAUCUUAUGUCUUUGUGUUAUCAAGAUGUCUCUUUCUAAGAAGUUGACUUUGGACAAAGUAGAUGUUAAAGGAAAGCGAGUCAUCAUGAGAGUAGACUACAACGUUCCCAUGAAGAAGAACCAGAUUACAAACAAUCAGAGAAUCAAGGCUUCCAUCCCAAGCAUCAAGUACUGCCUGGAUAACGGAGCCAAGGCGGUGAUUCUGAUGAGUCAUCUCGGCCGGCCUGACGGUAUUCCAAUGCCUGACAAAUACUCUUUAGAGCCGGUUGCAAGUGAGCUCAAAUCCUUGCUGGGCAAAGACGUUCUGUUCUUGAAGGACUGUGUAGGUUCCGAAGUGGAGAAAGCCUGUGCCAACCCAGCUCCUGGUUCAGUCAUCUUGCUGGAGAAUCUGCGCUUUCAUGUGGAGGAAGAAGGGAAAGGCCAGGAUGCUUCUGGGAAGAAGCUGAAAGCUGAACCACAUGAAAUCGAAGCUUUCCGAGCAUCACUCUCCAAACUAGGUGAUGUCUACGUCAAUGAUGCUUUUGGCACUGCGCACCGGGCGCACAGUUCCAUGGUGGGAGUAAAUCUGCCUCAGAAGGCAUCUGGAUUCCUGAUGAAAAAGGAGCUGGAGUACUUUGCCAAAGCCUUGGAGAACCCAGAGAGACCUUUUCUGGCGAUACUUGGUGGAGCCAAAGUGGCAGACAAGAUACAACUCAUCAAAAAUAUGCUGGACAAGGUUAAUGAGAUGAUUAUUGGUGGUGGAAUGGCUUUCACCUUCCUGAAGGUACUCAACAACAUGGAGAUUGGUGCUUCCCUGUUUGAUGAAGAAGGAGCCAAGAUUGUCAAAGAUAUCAUGGCCAAAGCAGAUAAAAACGGUGUAAAGAUUACCUUUCCGGUUGACUUUGUCACUGCUGACAAGUUUGAUGAAAAUGCCAAUGUUGGGCAAGCCACUGUGGAAUCUGGCAUACCUUCUGGUUGGAUGGCUUUGGACUGUGGUCCUGAGAGCAGUAAGAAGUUUGCUCAAGUGGUGGCCCAAGCAAAGUUAAUCGUUUGGAAUGGACCAGUAGGAGUAUUUGAAUGGGACUCCUUUGCUUCUGGAACCAAAGCCCUCAUGGAUGAAAUUGUAAAAGCCACGUCCAAGGGCUGCAUCACUGUUAUAGGGGGUGGAGACACUGCUACUUGUUGUGCCAAAUGGAACACUGAAGGUAAAGUCAGCCAUGUGAGCACUGGAGGGGGUGCCAGUCUAGAGCUUCUGGAAGGUAAAAUCCUUCCUGGAGUAGAGGCCCUCAGCAACUUAUAAUUGACACAGUAUUCCUACCUCCUGUUUCUUGUCUGCAGUCUUUAAGUUAACUUACUGCUUUUACAUCUCAGCUUUCAUUAAAAGCUACCCACAUAUUAAGACCCAGGUAAUGAUCAAGUCGUGGGCCAUCAGGAACUCUACAUCAACCAACAAUGCAUUUUACUUCUGUUAUGCACUUGCCUACUUUCUUCAAGAUCUCAUUGGAAUUUCACCAUUGUGCUGCAUAGGGAGGAUAUAUUCUUAAGUUGCCUAUUAAAGAAAGUGAAUUGAGUGAA
This is a messenger RNA of Oryctolagus cuniculus (rabbit), 1660 nucleotides long. RefSeq names its product phosphoglycerate kinase 2 (gene PGK2). Gene Ontology annotation, biological process: gluconeogenesis; glycolytic process. Gene Ontology annotation, cellular component: cytosol; extracellular exosome; sperm fibrous sheath. The record is from RefSeq and is a predicted model, not a curated record. Lineage: Eukaryota; Metazoa; Chordata; Mammalia; Lagomorpha; Leporidae. Gene Ontology annotation, molecular function: phosphoglycerate kinase activity; ATP binding; ADP binding.